AUGAAAGAUCUACUGGGACGGUCUGGGAUGCUAGACUGUAAGCUUCUUGCUACACCCGCUGCAGUUACAAAGGCAGUUACACCCUCCGAACAACUGUUUGAUAACGCAACGCAGUAUCGGCGCAUUGUGGAGGCGUUACAGUAUUUGACCAUUACUCGGCCUGACUUAUCUUAUGCUGUCAAUCGACUGUGUCAGUUCUUGCACUCUCCAACGAUCGAUCACUGGGCCCUGGUCAAACGUCUCCUACGCUACAUCAAGGGGACACUUGACUUUGGGCUACGACUCACACCGUCUUUGUCAACUACUAUUCAUGCCUUUUCCGACUCUGACUGGGCUGGGUGUCCGAUAGACAGGAAGAGUACGAGUGGUUUUGCGGUUUACUUGGGUUCGAACCUGGUGUCAUGGUUAUCUAAGAAGCAACGUAUGGUAGCCCGAUCGUCCACGGAAGGGAGUACAAAGCUCUUGCCGAUGUAUCCGCCGAGGUAA
Ipomoea nil (Japanese morning glory) is the source of this 486-nucleotide messenger RNA. RefSeq lists its product as uncharacterized. Bases 1 to 486 code for a protein of 161 amino acids. The transcript has a single exon. The record is from RefSeq and is a predicted model, not a curated record. Lineage: Eukaryota; Viridiplantae; Streptophyta; Magnoliopsida; Solanales; Convolvulaceae.